Molecule: messenger RNA, 699 nt
Organism: Linum trigynum
Lineage: Eukaryota; Viridiplantae; Streptophyta; Magnoliopsida; Malpighiales; Linaceae
Source: the annotation of a GenBank genome assembly
AUGUCUUCCAGCUUAUCUCCGCCGCCCGCCGGAACACAAAUGUCGGCCUCGCCUGUCCUGGAGGGAAUAGCUGCCGUCGUGGGCGAGGAGGUCUUGUACGGUACCAGCUACAGGAACCGGGCGAUGAGCAUCAACAGCACACGCGCCGCCGCCGACGGCCCCCAGCACCACCCGGCGGCGAGGAGCUUCCGAGGGGUGAGGAAGCGGGCGUGGGGUCGCUGGUCGGCGGAGAUACGGGACAGGAUAGGGCGGUGCCGCCACUGGCUGGGGACGUUCGACACGGCGGAGGAGGCGGCGCGUGCCUACGACUCCGCCGCUCGCAAGCUGAGAGGAGCCAAGGCCAAGACCAACUUCGACAUCCCUUCCGUCAUCCCCGCACCGUUAGUCCCCUCCCCGGCUGCCGUCACCGCGCCGACCAAGAUCAGGAAGCGGAACAGCAAGAACCGCGGCGCUGGCAAUCACAGCAGCAACAAUGACAACAACAACAACAACAACAACAAGUGCGCGGUGGUGACGUCAACUGCUCAGCUGUUCGGUAGCAGCAGCUGUGGCGGUAAUAGUCAUCAUGACGUCAUGACCAGCUCUGCCGGCGGCGGCGGAGGUGGUAAUAGUGGUGGAAACAUGAUUAGUGGUACGGUGGAGCUGGAGCUGAAGUUGGGAUUAGGUGGUCAAGUAGGGUUUCGUUGGUAUGAUCUCUAA